CAGAAAAUAACAAAAAAUAGAACCCGGAUAACAAGAAUGUGAUUAUAAGCUGAGCAAAGAAGAGGAAACAUUGGUUCAAUUGAAUGAGACUCAUCCAAACGAAUUGUUAUACCAACCACACAAAAAGCUCCACACUCCAAUUUCACUUUGAAGCAGUAAAAGAGAGAGAGCGUAACUUCUAACGGUUUCAUUUUGUUUUCGUUUCUCUCCCGCCGCCGUCGACUCCUUCCUCUGCACGGGUUGGGUAAUUAAUGUGGUGCAAUUUUGAGGUAAGACCAAAUAGUUGCAAUACGAAUUGGGAAGGAUUGAAUGCCUAAUGAUUCUGAGAAGAGGGAUUAUUGCAGGUUGACACGUGGAAAAAAGUUUGCUUGAAAUCGGUGUAUAAUAGUAUAGAUGUCUUACACAAGUUUCAGAACCUUCCAACUUCACUCUUUUCUACUCAAACGAAGAAAUGGGUUUUUUUAUUCCACAACAACCAAAGCCACAACACAAUCCCAAACACAAACCAAACUUUCAGCAAGUACCCAAUCCAAAAAACUUGAUAAAAUCCCAAAAGACUACGAACCUGUGAUUGGUAUUGAAACACAUGUUCAGCUUUCUACACUCACCAAAGCCUUUUGUAAUUGUCCUUACAAUUAUGGGUCUUUUCCUAAUACUAGCAUAUGUCCAGUUUGUAUGGGUUUGCCUGGUGCUUUACCUGUUUUGAACUCUAAGGUUAUUGAGUUUGCUGUUAAAUUGGGACUUGCUCUUAAUUGCAAAUUGGCUUUUAAUUCUAAGUUUGAUAGGAAACAAUAUUUUUAUCCUGAUCUUCCAAAAGGGUAUCAGAUUUCUCAGUUUGAUGUGCCAAUUGCGGAUUCUGGUUAUCUUGAUGUGGAUAUUCCUUUGGAGUUUGGUGGAGGGCAUAAGAGGUUUGGCAUUACAAGGGUUCACAUGGAAGAAGAUGCAGGGAAGCUCUUACAUACUGAAACUGGAAAUUACUCUCAGGUUGAUCUAAACAGGGCAGGGGUUCCUUUGCUAGAAAUAGUUUCUGAGCCUGACAUGAGAAAUGGUAUUGAAGCAGCAGAGUAUGCAGCAGAAUUACAGAGGUUGGUUAGGUAUUUGGGAGUGAGCAAUGGCAAUAUGCAAGAAGGUUCCCUUCGUUGCGAUGUAAACGUAUCAGUACGUCCCAUUGGGCAGUCAAAGUUUGGGACAAAGGUUGAAAUAAAAAAUUUGAACUCAUUUGCAUCAAUGAGCAGAGCUAUUGAUUUUGAAAUUUCAAGGCAGGUGUUACUUCAUAGUCAAGGUCAAGAAGAUCAGAUAGUACAGGAAACUCGACUCUGGGAAGAAGGCACUCAGAGAACAAUUACAAUGAGAAAAAAGGAAGGGCUCGCUGAUUAUCGAUAUUUUCCAGAACCAGACCUUCCAUCAGUAAUCCUUUGUCAGGAAUAUGUAGAUGGUAUUCAAAAUUCUUUACCAGAGCUUCCUGAAGAAAAACGUAGACGAUACGAAAAGAUGGGAUUAGGCAUGCAAGAUGUUCUUUUCCUAGCUAAUGAUAAAAAUAUUGCAGAAUUUUUUGAUGCUACUCUUGCAAAGGGUGCUGAUGCAAAGUUGGUUGCCAACUGGAUAAUGAGUGAUAUUGCUGCCUUCAUGAAAAAUGAAAAGUUGACCAUAAAUGACAUAAAGCUUACACCUGAGGAGUUGUCUGAGUUGAUAGCUUCCAUUAAGGGUGGAAUCAUCAGCGGCAAGAUUGGGAAGGAGAUACUAUUUGAGCUGUUAGCCAAGGGUGGAAGUGUCAAGGAAAUCAUAGAAAAAAAGGACUUGGUACAGAUAGCAGAUCCUGUUGAAAUUGAAAAAAUGGUGGACAAAGUGAUUGCAGAGAAUCCAAAACAGGUCGAGCAAUUUCGAGGAGGCAAAACUAAACUACAAGGUUUUUUUGCUGGCCAGGUAAUGAAGGUAUCCAAAGGCAAGGCAAAUCCGGGUCUCCUUAACAAGAUUCUCUUGGAGAAAUUGAAUUCUAAAAGUUAAUGCUAAUAAACUGCUAUUGCUAUAUGCACAUCUUCAAUACUUCAAUAUGAAGUGUUGGUAAUAGUAAUCAUAUGCAUAGCAUAGCAAAAAUAUUGGCAUGUUGCAUAUUUUCUAUGAGAUAACAUGUAAGUUUUGAUCUGAGGUGUUUGGUGUUACAUAGUUAAUCGUGCUCAUUUUAAGACAAGGUGAUUGGUUAUUGGAUUGGUUAUAUUGGCCGAAUAGUUUAGCUGAUUUUAGAAAUAGAUUUUGUGCAUUGAGUUCCCAAAUGGCUGAACUAUUUUCACUUCAAGUGUUCAGACUUUGGUGCUCUGUCCUUAUUUUCUUCUUUAGAGGAUUAAAAGGUCAAGUAGCUUCCCAGAUCACGUGGUUUGUUACCCCAAUUAAUUUAUUGAUCUUUUCUUGGAUUAUGUAAUGAGAAUAAUUUGGUGUUCUCUCCUGCCUAAACAACAAUAAGAGAGCAAAUGUAAUAUUAUUUUGUACCAUUCAUAUUUUAUGUGUAUUACAAAUA
Molecule: messenger RNA, 2512 nt
Organism: Cicer arietinum (chickpea)
Lineage: Eukaryota; Viridiplantae; Streptophyta; Magnoliopsida; Fabales; Fabaceae
Product: glutamyl-tRNA(Gln) amidotransferase subunit B, chloroplastic/mitochondrial
Biological process (GO): glutaminyl-tRNAGln biosynthesis via transamidation
Molecular function (GO): glutaminyl-tRNA synthase (glutamine-hydrolyzing) activity
Source: RefSeq, a predicted model, not a curated record